GCUGUUACUAGUCGAGUCCCGCCGAUACUGUCGCGACGUGCGUGUGCGACUUGAAAGCAACCGCGAGUAAAGUUUCAUACGCGCCGGAAAAUAUUAUUACGCACUGAACAAAAAAAAAAACGACACAACGCAUCAACAAAGAAGUGAGAAAUAGCCGGGAACUAAUAUGGUACUUUGGGGUUUAGUGCGUGCAGUGUGCGGCAAUGUGGGCGGAAGGUGUAACCUGACUUGAGUGACUUAAGUCAAUGUGACAGUCUAUAAAUAUCUUGUUGAUUUUAUCGCGGUUUGAAUUUUACGCUAAUUGGCGUGAAAUUGUUUUAUAAAGCGGAAAAUUGUACUUAUCACAACGUAAAAUACCCUUUUAAAUGUUUAAGUGAGGUUAUGAAAUGACUUAAGUAUAUUUAUAGAGUUGUUUUGUUUGGUUUCUUUCGAAAUUAAACAAUCAACACGUCAACGAGUAAUAAAAUAUCGUCCAAAUUAAAAUUUCGAAGUGAUGAAACCGCGAAACUAAUUUGAAAAGUUUGUAACCACAAUAAAUUCAGGUUUUUCUAGGUUUUAAUUUAGUUACUACAGUUGUGAGUUCAUAACGUCUAGCGGAAAUAGACGCACUAUUUCGAGUUGUUGAGUAUUCUCUAUUUGGUCGACGCACCGAUUUUAUAUUUAUUGAUCUAUAAUGAAGCGGGUGAUAGACUAAGACGCGCGUGUGAGUGCGCGUAAAAAUAAACGUUUCGUGAAAAGAUAAACUACGAGGAAUACUGGUGGUUUAACUGUCUGUCGCCGGCGCAGACGACGGAAAGACGCGCUUCCGAUGUGCUUGAAAAUAGAAACAUUCUUAAAGCGGCAACACAAUGACGCGAGUGGAUAACGAACGGUGUGGCAGCGGGGCGUGAUCGGAAACGGCGCCAUGUUUGGUUCGUUUAAGCUACCGCACCUGCGCAGGAAGGAAGAGGGCGGAGCACAGUAUGACAACCGAUUGCCAAAGACACCCACAGAGUCACCGAAAAACAAACGGCAUCAAUCAACUAAAAAACGAAACUCGGAAUCGGAAACGUGUCCGAGCAUUGCUUCGCUUCGACCUGGUUCCGUGGCACUUGCCAGUGAUCAGCUGGCUCCUGGUGAUCGCAUCCACAGUGUUAAUGGAAUAAGUACUUCGCGCAUGCGCCCUGACGAAGUGACUAAUCUAUUAGAGCAUGUUGAUGGCAAUGCUUUGCUUGAGAUUGAGUAUUGUCUACCCAGCUAUGCAUCACAGAGCUCGUUAUGUGUCUCUUCAAAAGUCACAGAAGUUCAAGUGGAACGCAUUGAUGGUUCCUUGGGUAUCACUCUCCGAGGGGGUUUUGUUCCUGAUCAUCCCCAUUUGAGUAGACCUUUGGUCAUAACCCAAGUACGACCUAAUGGCCCUGCAUAUUCAACUGGUUUGAUUCGAGUUGGGGACCGUCUUCUAAAAGUGGACAACUAUAACCUAACCAAUAAAACCCUAAUGGAAGCCCAGAAGAUCCUAAAAGAGAGUAGUAUCCUCCCAGUAUCUACUUUAACCAUAGAAUAUGAUGUCAGUAUCAUGGAGUCUGUAAAAUACGCAACCGGGCCAUUACUGGUUGAAAUUGAUAGAAACCCCAAUGAAGAUCUGGGUCUCCUGCUAAGUAACUGCUCCUGUGACUUUGCGAAUAGUGAUGAGAUUACCGCUGCCGGUGUAUACAUCGAACACAUCAUUCCAGCUAGUACUGCAGAUAGAUGUGGAGCUUUGGGAGUCGGGGACCAACUACUUGCUAUCGAUGAUGUUUGUUUAGAUGAAUGGCGAGGGGACCUGCAAGAUGCUACUUGUUUACUAAAAACAGCUACCAAGAUACAAAUCAUGCCAUUACAUGCACUCCAAAGAAGUUUUGCAAGAGGAUAUGGUCUAGGUCCAUACGGGAACAGUCCUACUGUAAGCGGAAGUGGUUUUAGUACUCUAAACUCCAAAAGGUCUCGUGCUCCACGUAACAAUAGAAACAAUCGACAUAGUUCCAUAUCGAAAAGUGUUGAUGAUUCAGCAAGUACAUAUUGUGGGUAUACCACGAGUCUGGGCGUGUGUCAUUCAGAGACUUUAAGCGUGACGUUGAUUGCGGAAAGAGGCAAGGGUUAUGGGCUGAGCGUGGCAGUCACUGAACACGACGAGACACAUCCGGCCGACAUUGUCGUCUCACGCAUUGCCAACGACAGUCCGGCAUUUAGGUGCGGAUGCCUUCAGAACGGCGACCGUAUCGUCUCCGUAAAUCAUCGCUCGAAUCUCACACUGCAAGAGGUGAACGCCAUCUUGGAAAUGGGCUGCGAGCCAGCUUUAAGUUGCAACGCUAGCAGCAUUAGUAGUGGUAGCAGUACAAGCCAUACCACCCACUCUGGAACCGGUGGAAAAAUCACUCUUCAGAUUGAAUUUGAUGUUGCGGAUACAAUUGUACCAUCAAGUGGUAUCUUCACUGUAAAGUUAGCACGUCGUGGUGCUGGUCUUGGUAUUACCAUAACAGCAAGCAAAUCACAUCCGGAAGAUCCGUUUACUGUUUCUGAGAUUCGUAGAGGUUCAGUUGCUCAUCGUACGGGUACCCUGCAUGCUGGUGAUCGUCUUCUUGCGAUUGAUAAUCGUCCAUUGGAUCAUCUCACUGUUGAAACGGCUUUUGACAUUUUACAAAGCUCAUCCAAUGAAAUAGUCACCCUGAAAGUAGAAAAAACUGAAAGAGCUAAUGUUUUCCACGACAGUGUAGUUUACACUGUUGAAUUAUUAAGACAUGGUGGUCCUUUGGGUAUUACCAUUGCUGGUAGUGAAGACUGCCUAGAAGCUAUCGUACUUUCUAAGCUAACUGAAGGCGGUCUUGCGGAAAAAACCGGUGCGCUUCAUGUAGGUGACCGUUUGAUUGCCAUCAAUGGUGAACCAUUGGAACAGAAACCUUUAUCAGAAGCAAUCAGACUCCUGCAGACUUCAGGUGAUCGUGUACAACUAAAAAUUGCACGUAAUCUGAAACCAGCGUCACCAGAAGAAGCAAGAUGUAACUAUUCCAGUCCAGGAUUGACCAGCAUUGAUAGCGCAGUUCAUUCCUGGGAUAGCAACCCACCGGAAAGCGCAGAAUCCAUUUUUGAUCCACAGAUGCCCAAAGAUUUCGAGAGCGUCCUCAGUGAACCAUUAUCAUAUCAAGAACCUUCAUUAUCAGGAUAUCCAGAACGUCAAGAGAUAACUCAAUGUCAACCAAUGAGAGAAUCUGUAGGAAGUAUAGGUUAUGGUGACCUCGGACAUUUGAACUUAAACCUGACGAGGAAACAUGAUUCCCAAUUGCAGUUUUAUUCUGAUGCAGAAGAUAUAUUUUGUCCCAGUCCACUACCACUGCCGAAUUUCAACUUAGGGUUAAAAUAUGACCAAUACAGCCAGUAUGGACAAUCUAGAAGUAAUUUUAUCGAGAGUUUUCCGAAUGAGAACACCAUGGACAACGAAAUAUACCAUGUAACGCUUUAUAAAGAUUCAGUUUAUGAUGACUAUGGGUUUAGUGUCAGCGAUGGACUCUAUGAGAAAGGCGUGUACAUUAAUAGAAUUCGAAAAGGUGGUCCUGCCGAUAUCGUGGGAAUGCUAAGGCCAUACGAUAGAAUUAUCCAAGUUAAUGACACCAAAACACAAGAUUUUGAUUGUUGCCUGACGGUGCCAUUGAUCGCCUCGGCGGGUGAUCGAAUCGACCUCGUGAUUGCGAGAAACCCUUUUAUGAUUAUGCACCCUGGUGUGGACGCCCUUAGUCGGAAAUCGUUCUCGGCGAGCAACAACACCAUCAUCAAAACGCUCUAAAGCAACCGUCCAAAAAUGCAUCACUGCCCAAUCAUUAUAUUAUACACGAAUACAUCAGUUUUUUUUUUUUUCCAAGCUGUACUCUAUUUUAUUAUAUUAUUAUUAAUAUCGCUAAUGGAGACGUCUUGACGUAUGCAAUGAGUUUCAACAACACUUGUUUCGAUGGCAGUGCAUCGACGUGCGGUGCUCUCGCCACAACCUUUUUAUUUCACUUGCGGGACCAGUGUCCAGGGCGUCAGGUCGCAGUACCUUAGACGAAAUAACAAACAGUAGAAAGCCAUGACACGUCAAGUAUGACGUAGGAGAAAUUUUUCGGCAAACGGAAUUCGACAAUAAAUUCAAAAUUCAUAGCGAAA
Molecule: messenger RNA, 4152 nt
Organism: Dalotia coriaria
Lineage: Eukaryota; Metazoa; Arthropoda; Insecta; Coleoptera; Staphylinidae
Gene: Grip
Product: Glutamate receptor interacting protein
Exons: 8
Coding region: 905-3796 (963 amino acids)
Biological process (GO): neurotransmitter receptor transport, endosome to postsynaptic membrane
Molecular function (GO): protein binding
Source: RefSeq, a predicted model, not a curated record